Messenger RNA from Kuraishia capsulata CBS 1993, 3423 nucleotides. RefSeq lists its product as uncharacterized. NCBI's taxonomy places the organism in Eukaryota, Fungi, Ascomycota, Pichiomycetes, Pichiales, Pichiaceae. The record is from RefSeq and is a predicted model, not a curated record. Gene Ontology annotation, molecular function: ubiquitin binding; protein-macromolecule adaptor activity; cytoskeletal protein binding. Bases 1 to 3423 code for a protein of 1140 amino acids. Gene Ontology annotation, biological process: actin cortical patch assembly; regulation of actin filament polymerization. Gene Ontology annotation, cellular component: nucleus. The transcript has a single exon.
AUGGCGACUGUUUUUCUUGGGGUAUACAAGGCGAUCUACGAUUACCAGGCGCAGAAUGACGAGGAGCUUGACCUCACCGAAAACGAUCUGCUCUAUCUGCUAGAAAAGUCCGAGGUAGAUGAUUGGUGGAAAGUCAAGAGGAGAGUCGUUGGCUCAGAGGCUGAAGAGCCUCAGGGUCUUGUUCCCAGCAAUUACAUAGAGCCAGCGCAGCCGGUUUCGACUGCAACUGCUCUGUACGACUACGACAAGCAGACCGAGGAGGAGAUCACGUUUACCGAAGGUGCGACUUUUGACGUGUACGAUACAUCGGACCCGGACUGGAUUCUGGUUGGACUGGAUCAGGCAUUUGGUUUUGUUCCUGCCAAUUACAUAGACAUUGGUGGUUCUACUGCUGCCCCGGCAAUUGCGUAUCCCGUUCCUCAGCAACAGACUUUCCUGCCACCUCCUCAAAGAGUUGACCGUAUUGCGAGUUCGCAGCCUGAGGAAGAGAAGGAUCUUCCCCCUGUGAAGCCAACCAGACCUCAGUACCAGCCCGAAUACGAUGAGGCUGAAGACGAGUACGAGGCGCCCCCACCAAUGCCAAACCGGCCUCGGGGAAAUUCUUCCGCGACGCUUUCUCGUAGAGGCUCCAGUUAUAGUGGGGAUGUUGGUGGUGGUUCUGGAGGUGCUGCUGAUGACUUCGUCAAGGACGAUUUUUUCACCUGGCCAGUUCAGGAAAUCAACGGCCGCAAGAAGAAGAAGGCUACGCUUGGAAUUGGCAACAGCUCUAUCUAUGUGUCCCCAGAAGGUUCCCAUGGUGGAUCUCCCCAACAAUGGGACAUCACUGACCUUGUAAGUUUCAAUCUGGAGGGAAAACGUGUGUUUUUGGAUUUGAAACAUCCACUAGAGUCUUUCGAGCUCCAUGCUGGCUCCAAGGAUGCUGCUGAAGCAAUUGCUUCAAUCCUGGGAGACCUUAAGGGUGCGGCUUCCAUGAAUGGACUCCGUGAGGUGAAAGAAGCAUCUAUACCUUCGGGAGACCGCAAGACAGGAAAGGUUUUGUACGAUUUUGUGUCGGACAGCCCGGACGAACUCACCGUUUACGAGGGAGAAAGCGUUUACAUCAUCAACGACCGCAAAUCCAAGGACUGGUGGAUGGUUGAGAACGUGAACAGUGGAGAGAGGGGUGUUGUACCCUCAAACUUCAUCAAAGUUUCGAGCUCAACCUCUGGAGGCUCCACUCUGGGUAACUUUUUCCGCAGAAGAGGUUCCAGCCAGUCCCUUUUGAGUCCAAGCAAGAGCAAGAAUAAGAAGAAGGAAAAGCUACGUGAGAGAGAAAGAGAAAGAGAAUAUGAGCGUGAAGAAGCCGAGGCCCAACGUCAGCGCCAGAAGCGCAGAGAACGUGAAAUGCGCGACAGAGAAGCCAGGGAGAAGGUGAGAAGACGCGAUGAGCGGGAAAGAGAAAAGAGCUCCAAAAAGUCUGACUCGAAUGACAAAUCCAAGCCAAACCCACAUAGAGUUCGUACCUGGAUCGAUCGGUCGGGUUCGUUCAAGGUUGAAGCAGAGUUUUUGGGUUGUUCUGAUGGAAAGAUUCAUCUCCACAAGCUUAACGGUGUUAAAAUUGCAGUAGCUGCCCCAAAACUUUGUUCUGAAGAUCUGGAGUAUGUUGAAAGGAUUACGGGAAUGUCUUUGGAGUCUUAUAAGCCCCAACCUGAGCCGGUGCAGACCCCCACUCCUCAAGCUUCGAACUCUCAAAGGUCCGGAGCUCAGGUUAGUGAACCAACGAUUCCAAAGAUCAGUCCAGCUAAGGAUCCCGAUUACGAUUGGUUUGAGUUCUUUUUGAACUGUGGUGUUGAAGUGAACAAUUGUCAACGGUACACUCUGAACUUUAACAAAGAGCAGAUGGACGAGAACAUCUUGGAGGAUAUCUCCCCAUCUUUGUUGAGAACCCUAGGCUUGAGAGAAGGAGAUAUUCUCAGAGUCAUGAAGUUCUUGGAUAACAAGUACGACAGAAAGAGAGACCAGCCUUUAGAAUCUGCAACAACGGGCGGAUUGUUUUCUGGAGCAGACGGCUCUCUCAAGAACAACCGUAGCGAUGCCGCCAAUGGUGGUUCCGUUAAUGGAACUGCUCUCAACGGAUCAUCGCAGAAGUUUGAAGACGAUGCUUGGGCAGUCAAACCCGCGGCUCAAACGCAACAACCAACAAGACCACCAUCUGUGCCUACUCAACAGCUUACUGGAUCGCUGCAGGACUUGGUCAACAUCAAGCCUGUUGAGUCCAAGUCUGCCACCCCUCUUGCCCCUGCGACAACGGGUGCUACUAACUUCACUCCUCUGCAGCCCAAUAAGACCAGCUCAGUCCCACCAUUGCAGAUGCAAAAGACUCAGGCCACUGGUGGCUUUAUUCCUAUUCCAGUCCAGCCAACUGGGUUCAUGCCAAUCGGUUUGAUGCCCACCAUGACGGGAAUGACAAUGCAGCCAACCGGAUUGAUUCCACUUCAAAAGACUGGCACGUUCAUUCCAAUGCAGCCCACUGGCCUGAUUCCUCUCCAGAAAACUGGAUUGACGAUGCCUCAAACUACCUUUGGCGCGAUGCCCUUGCAGAAAACUGGCGGGUUCAUUCCAAUGCAACCAACCGGAUUGCUUCCUCAACAGACCUUUGGUGCUGGUGUGCCAUUGCAAAAGACUGGCGGAUUGGUCCCAGUUCAACAGACCGGAUUUGGUGCAAUGCCUCAGACUUCAUUUGGAGUUCCAGCGCAGAAAACUGGGUUCCAGCCCACUUCGUCUUUCGGCGUUAUGUUAGCGCAGAAAACGGGUGGAAUCCAACCGAUGGCUACCGGAGCGCAACCUUUCUAUUCACAGCAGCCUCUUAACACUGGAAUGCCUCCAACCUCCUUUGGUAACUCAAUGGUUCCAUUGCAGAAGACUGGUGGGUUCGGAGCUCUACAAACUCAGAUUCCCACCACGUCUUUUGGAGCAGCUCCUGGCUUCAAUGGAUUACCAACUGGCCAAUUCCAGCAGCAGCAGCAGCAGCAACAACCAUUCCAGUCAUUUGGUCAACAGCCAAUCUCUCAGCAAACUGGAAUUAAUGGUCUAACAAACAUGUUUCAGAAUACCAGCUUGAACCAGCAGACAGGGUUCAACCAGGGCAAUGGAUUUGGAAACCUGCAGACUGGACUUAACCAGGGCAAUGGAUAUGGCAACGGUCUUGGAAACGGGUUCGGAAAUGGAGUCAACGGCUUUAACAACUUCCAGCAACAGCCUCAACAACCAUUCACUUCCUUCAACAGUUUUGACCAGCAAUUCCAGCCACUACAAUCGCAGCCUACCGGUCUCGGGUUCGGUAAUGCGCCAUCCACAUCCUUCGGCCAGCCAUUGCAAUCGCAGCCAACUGGAAGAAGGGCCAACUUGGCCGCUGCCACUGCUGACAACCCUUUUGGAUUUUAA